Hypoxylon trugodes is the source of this 810-nucleotide messenger RNA. RefSeq lists its product as uncharacterized. Bases 161 to 580 code for a protein of 139 amino acids. The transcript has a single exon. NCBI's taxonomy places the organism in Eukaryota, Fungi, Ascomycota, Sordariomycetes, Xylariales, Hypoxylaceae. The record is from RefSeq and is a predicted model, not a curated record.
GGCGUCAUGUACCCUGCUGCAUUGAACCUGUCGGUUGGGUGGGUUUAUCCACUGCGGCCAAUUCAGGGACCAUUCAGACAUUUACCUAUUCGCACCGUUUCACCCGCAAAAUGAUGGCGGUUGGAGAGGGAGGGGUGUUGAAGCCCAAUCGUCCCUUACGAUGGCCUUGAUGGCCUUGAUUCCGAGUGUAUCGGCCGUUAUCUUUCUCACCAUCGCUCUCAUUGCCAUCCUGAUUAUCCCCCUCCUGAUCGAUGGCCAAGUGGUCGUGCAUCAUGUUGUCAAACUUCGCGGCUUCUUCAACCAGCCUGUCCCCAUCCGUCCAUUUACCGGAGCUUUUUCAUGCGUGGGUCCUGACCCAUUCUGUCUGACUGCAGUGUUCCUAUUGAUUGUUGGGCCGCUACGAGCUUCCUUGUCAAGUCAUAUUCGAAGCCGCUCACUUGGUAUUAUGCGAUUGACGGCUCCGGCCCCAGAUCCAGAUAGAUCUUGUCUCAUACCUAGCCCAACCUCCCUGCCGACGUGGCGCCAAUGCUGUCGUGUCCGUCAAUUGCUUUCGAGCACGAUAUUGAUCACAAGAGCUUGAGAUCUCACUCCACUUUAACAUGUCCAGGCCCGUGGGGUACUGUAAGUCCCAUCCAUGUAGGUAGUUCUCUUCGAUCAUGUAGUCAAUUAAACGUCUUACCUACACUUCCUGAUGGAUCCGAGCUCGCAAUUGAUGAGUGAAUUCUUUUUUUUUUUUUUCAAUUAUACACCCAUCCUUCAUCCACUCAAUCCAUUGUUCUCCCAUCCAUCUAUUUUCAGAGUCGUAAUCAU